CAGUGAAGCAUUCUUGUUUGUGAGUGGCAGCUUCAUACACUGCACAGUCAGAUUGGAAUACAAAGUUAAACAGAAAAUAAUAUUUUUUUUUUAAAUCAAGCAGGAUAGAGUAGUCCAAACGAAUAAAAAUAUAGGCUUAAAUGCUAAAAAUGGUUAACCAACCCGGGGACCCAGUACUAAACCUAGAGGAAGUUAACCAACCCGAGAACCCAGCACCAAAACCAAAGAAAGAAACUCUCAAAACAACUCUUAAGAAAUUGGCUGAAUCAAGUUCUUUGCAUGGUAUAACAAAGAUUGUGUCAUCUGAACAGAUUGUUGUGAAAGUAUUGUGGUCUAUAUUGGUUCUAGCAGCAUUUGCUGUAGUCAAUUUUCAACUGUACCUGCUAUUUAAAACAUAUUAUUCGUAUCCAUCACAAACAUCUGUGACGCUAGACUUAAGUCCUAUUGUUUUCCCUGCCAUUACUUUGUGUAACUUGAACCCGGUACGAAAAUCCCAGCUUCACAGAUCAGAAGACUUGCGGGAUCUCCUGUCAGAGGAUCAGGUUUACGCAAGAAGAAAGCGGGAUAUCGAAAGAACUAAAUCAGAAAAUAAACAUCUGCUGGAGACUGAAGGAAAAGCGAUGUUCAAAGCCCUGACAAGAAGCCUAAACGAUAAAAUAAUCAAGGAAAACAAACAUGCGGAAGGAAAACACAAUAACAUCACUGAUGUUCGUCGUGAAAAUAAACCAAAAGUUUCUUUUCAAAAGUUCACUUUUUCUUACUUAAACACAGAGAAACGUUUAAAAUUAAACAACCAUGAACAACUCAAGAAUACACAAACUGUAAGACAAAAUGGGGAAGGUCUGCGAAAUAGAAGAGAUGCAGACAUAACUACAAAGGCAACAGAAGCUGCUUCUUAUUCAGUUACAAAAGCAAGUUCUGAUUCAGUGACAAAAGAUGCGGUUACUAAAGCAAGCUCUGAUUCAGUGAUAAAAGAUGCGGUUACUAAAGCAAGUUCCGAUUCAGUGACGAAAGAUGCGGUUACUAAAGCAAAUUCUGAUUCAGUGACAAAAGAUGCGGUUACUAAAGCAAACUCUGAUUCAGUGACAAAUAAUGGACAAUCCGAUGAAUUAACUAGUAGUACAAUCGAUUAUGAUUAUGAUUAUGAUGAUGAUUAUGAUUAUUAUUAUGAUUAUGAUUAUUAUGAUCUGUACGAGGAUUUCUACUGGGACGAUUGGUUUGAAGAGGAAUUGUACUUAAAGCAACUAAGGCUAACCAAAGAUGAAUGGGAUGCACGUGUUGAAAAUUUUAAAGAAGCUAUAAAAAUCAAACCUAUGCAUCUGAGAAGAAAAAUGGGUCACCAAUUUGAAGAUAUGGUCCAGAAUGUUACUUUUGCAGGAAGGGUUCAAAAAGAUCGAAAAUUGAAGAAUUUUACGUCAGCUGAAUAUGGAAACUGCUAUACACUGGCACAUCGUGAAUUUGUGGCUGUAAGAAGUGGGCCAUCUAAUGCAAUGAAGUUGACGCUGAAUGUUGAAAUUGACGAAUAUAUUGAUAAUCUUUCGACUGGAUAUGGAAUUCGGAUAGUUUUUCACGAGCACGGAACAUACCCUUUGCCUUCACAUGAAGGAAUUACUUUGAGUCCUGGAUCGGAAACUAAUAUAGGUUUACGGAUGGUUCGAAUUUUGAGACUUCCUGAACCUUAUGGUAAUUGCAGUGAUGGCCGUGAGUUUGCAAGAAAAUAUCAAAAGAAAUACAGCAUUUCGGCAUGCUACGAGUUUUGUCGUAUUUUGGAAAUUAUUGAAACUUGUAAUUGCCUCCCAGCUGAGGCCCCGGAUGAAGUUCCUCUGAACAAAACGUCACUUCCGGUCUGCAACACAACAGAGGAAGCAGUUGAAAAAUGCAUACUGAAGGUCAACGUGGAAUUGGAUAAUGGAGACAUAAGUUGUGAUUGCCAUCCACCUUGUCGAGAGACUGUUUACACGAAGAAAACAUCCUCCACCUUCUGGCCAUCAGAUGACUAUCUGAAAGUGUUGAUAACAGAGGUGUGUAACAAUAAGUCACAUUCAGACUUCUGGGAUGCUCCUUGUUCCGGCAUGGAGAAAUUAGCUUCACAUGAACUCGACAAAUAUAGGCGCAACUUCUUACGAGUUCUGAUUUAUUUUGAAGACUUGCAUUAUGAAUUAAUCGAGGAGGAACCAAUCUAUGAACCCGUUCGUUUCAUAUCCGAUAUAGGAGGUACGAUUGGGUUAUUCCUUGGCGCGUCUGCUCUGACUUUCGUGGAACUUUUGCAACUGGUUCUCGAAUUGAUCUUGUUCAUAAAACCCAAGAAUCAGAAUGUAAAUUCAUCCAAGAAUCAGAAUGUAAAUUCAGAGAACAGCGAAAGAGAUAGCGAGACACUUCUUUAAAGUAUAACGUGAUUCUUGUUGUGAAUAGCUGUAAAUACAUUUAUAUUCUAAGCAUAUUAGGAGAUAUUUUCUUUCAUAUUUAUGACUAUCAUCUUAACAUUGGUAAAAAAAAUGGAAGAACAAUUAAUAUACAGUGUGAACUGUAAGUUCAUCUGCACCAGAUAUAAUCAUCUUUAUCAUGUUAUUAUUUGGAUUUUGUUAUUUGUUCUGUUUUUUGUUGAUGAUUUUAGAAAUAGAAUUAACUCAUACGCAAAUUUAUUAUUAUAUUAUAUAAGCUGUAGAUCUAACAAUUUUGAUACGUACAAUCUGGCAUGGUAUAGAUUUUAUACUCACUUUAUAUAGGAUAUGUAUAUUUGAAAAUAUUCUUCACUUAUAACUCGUGGUUAAACACACAAUGACAGACUUGAAAUAAUUAGAUCAGAAAUUUCAUCAUGAUUUCGAAGUUAUUAGAGAUGUAUAUUUGUUUACUACAUUGAUGACUUUAUUGAAUAGAACUGGCAUUUUUUGGUACACGUCCAAAUAUUUCUAAAAAAUGUCAGCUAAGAAAAAGAAUCUGUUAUUUUAAAGUGAUUAAUUAAACUGUUUCGUGUGUACAUAUUAUAUGUUUUUAAACAUAUUCAGCUAUAUAAUAGAGAGUCUACCUUACAAAAUUCUGUUCAUUCUUUAUUUAAAUAUAUAUUAUGCACAUCUUUGAGAAAAAAUAUUUUUAUUGCAGAACUUUAUUGAAAUAUAUAAACUUCUUACUAUGUCUUGAAUAAAAAAAAAGAAAUUAUGUAUAGGAAUCUGACUUCCUUAUAAGGAGUCGAGUAAAGCUAGGCCUUUCAUCGACUUCCCUAUUAGGAGUCGAGUAAAGCUAGUCCUUUCCUAAAAAAUCUGACACUAUAUAUUUAUGAUGUGUCGACUUAUAGUAUGUAGGAUUUAAAGCUUAACAUAUUUAAUUUUUGUGAAGUCAAAACAUAGUUUAUUUUAUGGGCCCUAAUUACAAAAGGAUCGUGUGACGUCAGCGGUCCACAAAGCAGUAUAGGACCCCCUGAGCGGUCACUAUCACUGCCGGACUG
Messenger RNA from Ruditapes philippinarum (Manila clam), 3442 nucleotides. Its product is annotated as FMRFamide-activated amiloride-sensitive sodium channel-like. Gene Ontology annotation, cellular component: membrane. Gene Ontology annotation, biological process: sodium ion transmembrane transport. NCBI's taxonomy places the organism in Eukaryota, Metazoa, Mollusca, Bivalvia, Venerida, Veneridae. Gene Ontology annotation, molecular function: ligand-gated sodium channel activity. The record is from RefSeq and is a predicted model, not a curated record. The coding region runs from base 141 to 2384 and encodes 747 amino acids. The transcript is spliced from 14 exons.